Bacidia gigantensis is the source of this 177-nucleotide messenger RNA. RefSeq lists its product as uncharacterized. The transcript is spliced from 2 exons. The coding region runs from base 1 to 177 and encodes 58 amino acids. The record is from RefSeq and is a predicted model, not a curated record. NCBI's taxonomy places the organism in Eukaryota, Fungi, Ascomycota, Lecanoromycetes, Lecanorales, Ramalinaceae.
AUGGGGGAUUUGGGCACUGAAUUGAGGAGCGAAGGGCCGGACAAGCUAUUUGCAGCAGCUAAUGGACUGACCAUGUGGGAUGAGCUGAACGAUGCUAUCAAUCCGGACAGCGAGAGUCUUCACGAAGGCGAUGGAGAAGAUUGGGCUGAGCUGGAUCUAUUGCUGCCUAAGCUCUAA